Molecule: messenger RNA, 1304 nt
Organism: Lottia gigantea (owl limpet)
Lineage: Eukaryota; Metazoa; Mollusca; Gastropoda; Lottiidae
Exons: 3
Coding region: 93-1250 (385 amino acids)
Biological process (GO): neuropeptide signaling pathway
Cellular component (GO): membrane
Molecular function (GO): neuropeptide receptor activity
Source: RefSeq, a predicted model, not a curated record
UAUCCUGUAUUACAUAAUCAAGGUCAAUUUCUGUAUUUGUCAGUGACAGUGUGUACUUCGUUCAGAUAGGACGGUAAUUUCCGUUCCAAGAUAUGGCCAUGUUCACCAAUAACGACGAAGCUUCGCUAGAACAUUAUAUCAGAAUCAAUGACACUCGGGCUAUUCUGAUCUAUCUAAAUGAUCAGAAAGCUCGACUCUACUUACCAAUCAUAAUAUUUCUGGCAAUGCUCUCGGUAUUUGGAACUUUUGGGAAUAUUUUAGUAUGUGGUGUGUAUUGGAACAAGAAAUAUAAAGCCUCUUCACAUUAUUUCAUACUGACGUUAGCUGUUUUGGAUCUGGUAACAUGCAUCAUUGGUAUACCAACUGAAAUCAUUGAUCUCCGCUACCCAUACAUGUUCUUUUUACCAAUUGUUUGUAAAUUAUUACGAUUCGUCCACUCUUCGACAAUCAUAUCGUCCUCAUCAUGCCUGAUAGCUGUUGCUUUUGAUAGAUAUUAUAGAAUCUGUCGUCUCGGAAAACAGUUCAGUGUUGGAAAAGCACGAGGAUUGUCAAUAUUGUCUGUGGUGUUGGGAAUAUUAACGGCCGCUCCCUCAGUGAUGAUUUUUGGAAAGAAGACGAUUGAUUUAAAAAUCAACGGUGUUUAUGGUGUUGAUUGUUCUACUGAUGAUUCUAUAAGAGGAACCAUAUACCCCACUAUUUACUAUGCUUGUCUGUUCAAUUUGUUUUUCAUGACAGUGAUGUUUUUCGCUGUACUCUAUACAAAAAUAGGUAUAGAAAUAUGGAAACGAAAGAGAGCUAAUAUCAGUGAUCAGUUGGUUAAUUCGGAUUCUGGAGGAAAUAAACAUACUAUAGCUACCACUGUUUCAGAUCCUACUAGCACAGAAAUGUCAUCUGAUAUUGAUGAUGGAAACCAUAUAGGCAAACAUCCUAAAGCUCGACCUAAAUCCAAACAAAGAAUGAGAGUUGGCAGAACAACGACUGUGUUAUUUGCUGUUACUUUGGCUUACAUCCUGAGUUUCUUGCCAUAUUUAAUCGUUAUGGUGGUGCGAAGUGUUUUAAAAGACUUUGAAAGUAAUUUAGACAGUACGGGAGAAGUUAUAUAUAAAUUUUGUGUGAAAUCCUUCUUUAUAAACAAUGCUAUCAAUCCUUUAAUUUAUAGCUUUUUAAAUUUGAGUUUUAGAAAGGAUGCCAAACAACUGUUACGAAGAAUGGGACGAACUUGCUGUUGUAGAUCUGGUGUUAGUCGGUAGUGAAGAUUGUUAGAUUGGUGCUGUAAAUAUUAUUGUUAAUAAAAUACAUGAAAU